GCUCGGGCAGACCCGUCCGCCGAGCUUGUCACCGAGCUUACCACCGAGCAUCCAACAGACGCCCCCGCCCCAGUGCCGGCCUGGCGCCCACAUUUGAAGCACCGGGGCCAAGACAUCCCGGCGACGGCUUCGAUCAAGGGUGACAAAGAGCAUCUGCUCGCCUUUGAUCUGUCAAAAGCUCUGCUACUACCGAGCGACGUGGUCGGCAGCGACCACGUCCCCGACACUCGGUUGGUCAAGUCGUCAGUGAAGUCUAUGGCCAGGGCCAUUCAAAAACAACACUUGGUUUUGGAGCGCAUCCACCGGCUUAGGCAAAAAGCCAACGACACAGCCAGCCAGGUUGAAAGCCUUCAAGCCGAGCUCGGCCGGGCUAAGUCUUCGCUUGAAAUGGCCAACUCCGACAAUAACAGACUGCUCGGCCAGCUGGAUGCGGCCGAGAAAAAACGAGAUGAGCUCCAAGCCGAGGUGGACAUUCUGAAGAAAUCGAAGAAGAAAGCAUGCCGGGCUGCAAACACCGCUGGCUUCAACGAGGCCGAGGAGAGCUACAAGAAGCAGUCGGAUGUGAGCUCAUCGGAUGGUGAAGAUGGUGUCAGGAGGACAGUGAGAUUUAAGAAUAGAGGAUCAUUGGGUGUAUCAGACAGGCAAUAG
This is a messenger RNA of Camellia sinensis, 648 nucleotides long. The record is from RefSeq and is a predicted model, not a curated record. Lineage: Eukaryota; Viridiplantae; Streptophyta; Magnoliopsida; Ericales; Theaceae.